AUGAAGUUCUUCGCUCUCGCCACUCUCGCCAUCGGUGCUCUGUCUGCUCUGGCUGCGCCAGUUGCUCAGAUCGAUACUCGCCAACUUCGCUGUGACGACGUUUACGUCUUCUUUGCCCGUGGAACUACAGAGAUUGGCACUCUCGGUACCGUCAUUGGUCCUAGACUCAGGACUGCCGUCAGCAGGGCAGUUCGAGGUUCCGUCACCUUCGAAGGCAUUGACUACCCAGCUGUCGUCGCGGGGUUCCUCGCCGGUGGCGAUCGUGGUGGGGCGCGAACUAUGGCCCAGAAGGUCUCCAGCAUUGCUGCGCAAUGUCCCGAUGCUAAGAUCUUCAUUAGCGGAUACUCUCAAGGUGCCCAAGUCACUCACCUCGCUGCCCGUCAGCUGUCGGCAGCUGACCAGGCUAGGGUCACUGGCGUAAUUACCUUUGGCGAUCCCAACCGAGAUAGAGCUCUUCCAGGUGGUCUCGAGAACCGCAGGAAGACGUUUUGCAACGCCGGGGAUCUCAUCUGCGCUGGUAGAUCCACUAUCCUCCUCCCCCACUUGACCUAUGGAUCGGAUGCAACGGAAGCCGCCAGCUUUAUUGCAGGGCGCGUUUAG
Molecule: messenger RNA, 600 nt
Organism: Coprinopsis cinerea okayama7#130
Lineage: Eukaryota; Fungi; Basidiomycota; Agaricomycetes; Agaricales; Psathyrellaceae
Product: cutinase
Exons: 3
Coding region: 1-600 (199 amino acids)
Biological process (GO): carbohydrate catabolic process
Cellular component (GO): extracellular region
Molecular function (GO): cutinase activity
Source: RefSeq, a predicted model, not a curated record